Molecule: messenger RNA, 4246 nt
Organism: Pangasianodon hypophthalmus (striped catfish)
Lineage: Eukaryota; Metazoa; Chordata; Actinopteri; Siluriformes; Pangasiidae
Gene: ssh2a
Product: slingshot protein phosphatase 2a
Exons: 14
Coding region: 413-3814 (1133 amino acids)
Biological process (GO): protein dephosphorylation; negative regulation of actin filament polymerization; actin cytoskeleton organization
Cellular component (GO): cytoplasm
Molecular function (GO): protein tyrosine/serine/threonine phosphatase activity; actin binding
Source: RefSeq, a predicted model, not a curated record
CACUCUUCACUGCUGCAGUUUCAGAGCUUCACAACGCUGCAGCUCACACUGAGUUUACUCAGCACCUCUGGAAGUACUUUUAGUUUUUAAACAAGUUUAUUAUUUAAUUCAGACGUCUUUAGUGCCUUGGGAAAGAACUUUUCCCCACGUUUUUUUUUUUUUAACCUCUUCGAAAUAUUUUAGCUUAGCUUCCUUUUAAUAGCGUUAAUUAGCCGCAGUUUGUGUCAGAAGCUUUUACCGCUCUGAGGCUAAUGUAGAACCAGGAGCUCCCUUCUUUACCGGCCUUUUUUUGUUUUUUUUUGGACUUGUGUGGAGACUGUCAUGCCAGUGGAAGAGUGAGGCUGUGAGGAUAUCCGGUCAGUGUGUGUGUGUGUGUGUGUGUGUGUGAGACUGAGUGUGUGUGUGAGUGGCCAUGACCCCGAGAGGAAGCCGUCCUGUACCGGAGAACUGUGCGGCGGCCGCCGUGUGCUCGCGCUGCGCCGCUAAAAUCACGCCUUACUUCAGCGACAACGCAGUGGCUUCAUACGACCAGAUCAACCAGCUUAUCGGUGAGAAUUUCCUAACAGUCAAAGGAGCUGCCCUGUUCUUACCCCGUGGAAAUGGCUCCUCACCUUCCUCUGUGCCCCGCAUCACACAGCGGCGCAACAAGCACACAGGUGAUCUCCAGCAACACCUGCAAACCAUGUUUACUCUACUGCGGCCAGAGGACACCAUCCGGCUGGCGGUGCGGUUGGAGAGUGCCUACCCUCAGUGUACACGCUAUAUGGUGGUGGUGUCCACCAAUGGAAGGCAGGACACUGAGGAGAGCGUGGUCCUUGGCAUGGACUUUACCAACUCAGACUGCAGUCAGUGCACAGUUGGUCUGGUCCUACCCCUGUGGAGUGACACUCUGAUUCACUUGGAUGGAGAUGGAGGCUUCAGCGUGUCCACUGCCAACAGAGUCCAUAUCUUCAAACCCGUGUCCGUCCAGGCCAUGUGGUCAGCACUGCAGUCCUUACACAAAGCGUGUGAGGUAGCUCGGUGCCAUAAUUACUACCCAGGAAGCCUCUUUUUGACGUGGGUUAGUUACUACCAGACCCAUAUCUCCUCUGAGCAGCACUGCAUCAACGAGUGGAAUGCCAUGCAGGACGUGCAGUCCCAUCGAUCUGACUCACCUGUGCUGUUCACUGACCUGCCAACAGAGAGAGAGCGCACAGAAAGGCUGAUCAAGACCCGUCUGAGAGAGAUCAUGAUGCAGAAGGACCUGGAGAAUGUAACUUCUAAGGAGAUACGCUCAGAGCUAGAGAUGCAGAUGGUCUGUAACCUACGGGAAUUCAAAGAGUUCAUUGAUAACGAGAUGAUAGUAAUCCUGGGCCAGAUGGACAGCCCCACAGAAAUCUUUGACCAUGUGUAUCUGGGUUCAGAGUGGAAUGCAUCCAAUUUGGAUGAGCUCCAAAACAGUGGGGUUCGCUACAUCCUGAAUGUGACACGGGAGAUUGAUAACUUCUUCCCUGGUCUUUUUGAGUACCACAAUAUCCGUGUGUAUGACGAAGAGGCCACUAACCUCUUGGAGUACUGGAAUGAUACCUACAAGUUCAUCUCCAAAGCCAAGAAAGCAGGGGUGAAAUGUCUGGUGCAUUGUAAGAUGGGUGUGAGCCGCUCUGCCUCCACUGUGAUUGCAUAUGCAAUGAAGGAGUACGGCUGGGAUCUGGACCGAGCCUAUGAGCAUGUGAAAGAGAGGCGUGCCGUCACCAAACCCAAUCCCUCCUUUAUGAAGCAGCUGGAGGAGUAUCAGGGCAUUCUCUUGGCCAGCAAACAGAGGCACAAUAAGUUGUGGCGAUCUCACUCGGACAGUGAUCUAUCCGAGCAGCAGGAACCUGUGUGUAAGAGCCCACAUUCUGACCCACAUAACCAGCAACACAAGCCCAAUGGCACUCGCUCUGUAAAUAAUGUGCUCCAGACAAUCAACAGUUCACAGCCUGGAACAGAAAACACCCACAGCGACCCAUCUACACACCCUACAAGUCAGAAAAACCCAGAGCGGCCAUGCGAGGAACCCUUGCUCGCAACUCUCCCACGUGCACGUGCAGCCACUGUAGUGCCUGAGCAGAAUUUGGCAGACAGCUGCUGUCUCAAAGUGGAAGUGACGGAGCCCAUCACUCACCCUCAGCCUCUGCCUUCCCUUCAUGUCCUUCCUCGCUCCCUGUCUACCUCUCUCCAUGGGCACAAGUCACCGGCUGUGCCUGAGCCAAAAAUAGACUCGGAUAAGCUGUCCCUGGAUGUGCCUGAUCAAAAUGACUCUUUUAAAAACUCUCAUUCCUCUGGGACCCUGAGCUUGGCAUUGUGUUUGGAUACUGUGAGUAGUGUUACUGAAACAGGAGGUGAUUUAGCAUCUUCCAGAACUCCCCUGGCUAUUAGCCCCUGCGAAGUUCCUCUAGAGUCAAGAUGUUCCACUAGCAAUAGCUCAGAGAGCUGCAGUAGUGGCGAGACAGAUCAGAGGACGGGCAGCUCUACCAGCCUUGGCACAGAUAGCAUUGACUUCUUCAGUGCUAGGGAGAAGUUCCUGGGCUUGUCUCGGGAUGGCCAGACCAGCUCACUUUAUGAAGCGAUGACUCCACGCAUGGCUCAGUCCCAAAACCCCAGCCUAUGCCUGGAGGAAUCAAGCACAGCGGCAGCCAAGGAGGGUUCCUCUCAUUCAGAAAGCUCCUGUGAAGCUGAAGCCCCUCCCCCAGCAGAGCCCGACCUCGUUCUCAGUGAUAACAGUGUAUCAGUGCGACACAUUGUGUCUGAACUGGAGUCUGUUUCUUCCCAACAGCCUCCAUCCCACAGCCCUGAGCAGCCCGCAGUCCAGGAAGAGCAGGUGGAGAAAGAGGAGGUGGAACAGGAACCAGAGAGAACAUCCCUCCCUCCCUCCACCUCCUCUCCUCCAUGUGAGCAGCCAGAGCAGGAGAGCCUCCUCUCUCACUCUUCUCCUCACUCAGCCUGCACGGACGAUGCAGACUCGCAGCAGCUCUCUAAUCCACCAGGAGGCGCUGAUUCCAUCAAGGCAGAAGCAGAAGAGCAUGGAGAGGAGGCACGGCCACUGGACGAUGACGACUCUGGUAUAAUCCCAGACCCGUCUCUCUGCACGGCCACUGUGUGCCCAAGUCUAGAUCCCAGCUCCUCCUCGUCUUCCCUGCUGUGGCUGGAAAGUGAUGCUGAGGAUGUGACGACAAGGCCGCAUGACUUGCACAAGAUCCAGGAGACGCUGCGAGAGCUGCAGGCCUUCCUGUACGAGGCUGGAGGGAUGGAGGCCUGCUUCAACUACAGCCAGCAGCUCAAGAACACACAUGGCUCCACAGAAUCACAGCCCCGGACCCCAGCCGUGUGGCAGAAGGCCAUGGAGAUGGAGGCUCGGAUCAGGCAGGCUGGUCUCACUCCACCCUCACUUAUGAAACGCUCAGCCUCACUAGCCAAACUUGACCAGCUUGAGCUGUCCACGCACGACCUGAACGACUGGGACUUCCGAUCUGAAGUGCCUUCCUCUCCCUCCUCCUCUUCCUCUUCGCAUUCACAUUUGCUCUCCAGCAGUCAUGAUGAGGUCCAUAAGAAGCAGCGUGUUCUACCUCAGACCCUCUCAGAGGCAAACAGAACUGAAACCUCCUGCCACACCCCAUUUUCCUGCCCACAGCACAAGCAAGGUGGCAGCAUGGGGCAGCUCACACACACCUCAGCCCCACCCGCUGUCUCUGUGUGCACGCAGCAGCAGCAGCACACGAAGCCACACCCCAUACGCCGGCCACGCAAAACAGCGGACAAGAAAAAGACAGUUACUGUGCUGUACAAUACCAUGUGACCCAUAAUGAACGAUCACGGCAGGGAUGAUAUCUGUGUGCCAUAGAGGUGCUCUGUUACUAACUGGUGGAUUCGUGAGAUCCACUUGUAAGCUAAACCUGUGAGCGUAUGCUACUGUAUUUGACGUGUAAUAUUAGUGUAUGCAAAUAUGUGCCCCUUUCAAAUAUGACUGCAAAUGAAGGGGCUUGUUUCUCAAAACAUGCACUUUACUAACUUGUUUUUAUUUGUAAUAUUGUUAUUAUUGUUUUUCUCCUUUUUUUUAGUUUGUGUUUUUAUUCCAGGAUUUUUUUUUUUGCACUGAUAUGACAAGUAGCCUAUCUGUGUGUACGUAGCUGUGUGUGCUGAUCUGGUUUUUGCUGGAAAACAGAGACAACUUUAUGUAAUUUUUUUUAUACUGUGGCUAUUAAAUAAAUAAAAUACACACUUUUUUUUA